CACAACUGACCGAUGUGUAGCUAAACAAAAGGUAAACAAACAAACUACUCGCAGAAGUUUUCAGCGAAAUCGCUUGUUCGUAGCACUUGAGGAAGCGACAAUGAAGGAAAUAUGUUUGGACAUAGACUUACACAAAGUGUGUCGAAUCUGUUUAUCACAAACCAAUAUGAACCAGGCACUGUUCAACAUAUUUGCGGAUGCAAUUGUGGACGGUAGGAUUGUGCCGCUGGUUGAAGUGAUCGAGAGCUGUGUCGGCAUACAGGUGAAAAACUCCCAGGUGCUUCCGAAUAAAAUAUGCCACACGUGCAAAUCUAUCAUUCUUCAGUUUCACGUUUUUAAACAAAAGUGUAGUCGAGCGGAAAGUGUAUUGCGAGAGAUGCUGUUACACCGAACAUCAAUUACUGAGCACUUAGAAGAAGGUGGUUUCCCUGAUAGUGACUAUUUGGAGGAAAGUAAAUCAGUACAUUCACCUUUGGUGGAAUACAUUGAAGAAACCAUCGAGGAGGCGCAGGAGGAGGAGGAAGAGGUUGGUACUGUUUUAAGCAAUGACAGUGAAUCCGUAGCUACCGAUGGGAUGUGGGAAUGUCUCAUCAGCCAAUCUCCGGAAGGGGUUGAAGAUUCGGAUAAAGAUACUACAAUCAUUCAUACAGAGGAAUAUUUGUCCGAUAUGGGAGACGGAAAUUUUGUGUCCGCGUUGGAAAUGGCACCCAGCGUCGAACGAGCGGUGGCCAAACAUGAACCAACAGCAUUGGAUGAUUUAAAAUCAGUGCAAAGCAAUCGUCAUGUAUGCGACAUAUGCGGAAAGAUAGCCCUCUCAAAAUCACGCCUGGCAAAACACAUGCAGCUUCAUAUUGAUUCUAAAAUAGUGCUCGAUCAUAUGAACUUUUUCAUUUGCACCUUCUGCCGAUAUGUGUUUCUGCGAGAACAAGAUUUGAGUGACCACAGCGUGCAGUGUUCCGGAUGCCUAAACUUUCCGGUUGUUGGGAAUGAGCCGUGCCGUGUUCGUGAUAAUGUAGAACCUGCCAAGCGCAUUGUGGGAGGUAGUGGCGUCUGCGGAAUCUGUGACGCAGGGUAUGAUGAUCUGUUGCACGUGAAACAGCAUAUCAUUAGUCAUUUGGAAAAGUUUCCAUGCCCGUUGGAGGGUUGUGGGUGCGAGUACUCCUCACUGGCACGGUUGACCAUACAUAUCAGCAAUCAGCAUGUCGAUUAUCUUUCGCCAAACUGUCCCCACUGUAAGGAGGAAAUCGAUCGAGUCGAUUUAAGGCAACAUGUAAGACUCUACUGCAAAGCGAAACAGUUUGAGUGUACACAUUGUGAUAAAAAGUUUCUCUCUUGGAAAGCAUUAUCACAACAUCUGAAAAAAUUAGACCAAAAGUUUCACUGUUCGCAAUGUGAUAAAUCAUUUUCAUCGCAAGCCUCGUUGAAACUACAUGAACGUACACACAGUGGAGAACGACCGUACGUAUGCACGAUUUGCAACAAGUCGUAUAAAACAUCCAGCUUGCGAACAGCGCACAUGGAUACACACAUCGAAGGGAAAACGUUCAAAUGCGAAAUGUGCGGUAAAAGUCUCCAGACGCGUGCCUGCUACAGGAACCACGUGAAACGACAUUUGGAACAACGCAAUCAUGAAUGUCCCGUGUGUGGAAAGAAAUUCUUCCAAAAAUGUACACUUCGUGUGCAUCUGAAAAUGGUGCACCGAUUGUCGGGCGAUAUGUUGGAUGUGUAAUAAUUUUUUUUUUGUAACGCUAAACUAAACGCAUCAUUUAUUUAGCUACGAUGGCUUCAUGGCUUUCUUCUGUGCUCCGAAUUGUUCAGUCAAACAGAACUGUUAAUCAUAUUAUAAGGAAUUUUAUCCAUUCUAAAUAGUUACGUGUUACGUUCGUAAGUGUUACGCAAAUCUUUAUUUUUUAACGAAUUUUCACGAGAAAUGAUGCUUAUGUGGUGUCGAUGUGAGUGUUGGUACUGUAAUUGCUAGCCUUUCCCGUCGCUCAGUUUUUGACCAGAAUGAUCCCUUUUUAAGAGCCUGUGCUUUAUUUAAUUGAGUGCAUAAGAUGUUUAGUUAUCAAGUUCCAUUGUCCCAUUGUAGUUCCCGCCUUUCCGAAUUCUUGUACCUAACUACUUUUUCCCAUCUUUUUUUCCUUUCCCAGCUGUUAAAUAUUAUACAUGGUAAAACCCUGCGUGGUAGAUAAUACAAAAAAAAAACUUAAUAUUUUAUACUAAAUAUUUAAUAUAAUAUUUUGAAAACAAAA
Molecule: messenger RNA, 2252 nt
Organism: Anopheles arabiensis
Lineage: Eukaryota; Metazoa; Arthropoda; Insecta; Diptera; Culicidae
Product: zinc finger protein 382-like
Exons: 4
Coding region: 101-1729 (542 amino acids)
Biological process (GO): regulation of transcription by RNA polymerase II
Cellular component (GO): nucleus
Molecular function (GO): zinc ion binding; DNA-binding transcription activator activity, RNA polymerase II-specific; RNA polymerase II cis-regulatory region sequence-specific DNA binding
Source: RefSeq, a predicted model, not a curated record